Molecule: messenger RNA, 804 nt
Organism: Opisthocomus hoazin
Lineage: Eukaryota; Metazoa; Chordata; Aves; Opisthocomiformes; Opisthocomidae
Source: RefSeq, a predicted model, not a curated record
AAGUGAAAAUACCUUUUGGAAACAAAGAUCUUGAUGCAAUCUUUUCUGUCCCAGAGAAGAAAUCAACAUAUGGAGUAAUUCUUACCCAUGGAGCUGGAGGAGACAUGAAUUUUCCUCAUUUAGUCUCUUUGGCAGCCUGUCUUGCAUCCCGUGGAGUUCUGUGCCUGCGGUUUACUUGUAAAGGCCUUAAUAUAGCUUACAGGACUAAGGCCUUCAAAACAGUUGUGGAAUACUUAAAGCUUUCGGAUGAUUAUAAACUUUCGGGUGUCUUCCUUGCAGGCCGUUCCAUGGGCUCACGAGCUGCUGCCUCUGUGAUCCGUCAGCUUAGCCAGGAGGAUGAUGAUGAUGACUUCAUUCAAGGUCUAAUAUGUUUAUCUUACCCAUUGCAUCGACCAAAACUUCAGUCCAAGCUCCGGGAUGAAGAUUUAUUAUUUAUCAGGUGUCCGGUGCUGUUUGUCUCGGGAUCAGCAGAUGAGAUGUGUGAAAAACAAUUGCUAGAAGGUGUAGCGAGCAAAAUGAAAGCCCCUAAAAAAAUCCAUUGGAUUGACAAAGCAAACCAUGGGAUGGCAGUCAAAGGACGAACAACAGAUGAUGUCAUGGAAGAAAUAAAUGCACAAGUUUUUUCUUGGCUGAGAGAGAACGUUGAACCGGGGCACAAAUGACUUGCAGAGCUCAAGCAGUAUCUUCAUUUACCUUUUCCUAAAUGUGGCAAAUUAGAGUUUGUUAUUUCUGAGAAGCUUAUUUUUAAAAUGGAUAGUUUCAGAGGUCUAAGUGUAAAUGGAAAUAAAACUUUUUUGUAUAAAU